AAUAGAAUGAUGGAGUCCUCUGCUAAAAGAAUAGAAGAUAUACGGAACCAAAUUAUUCCUGCAUAUAAGAAAAAUGCUUCUGCCUUUGUAUCUUCGCAAUCUAAGAAUAUAAUAAAAGUUAAGCUGAAUGAAGAAGAAGUAAAUAUGUUCAAGCCUCUGCUUAAGGAUAUACCUUAUUUCCAAGACCUUCCGAUCACCUUUAGAGCUGAAAUUCUCAGACUUAUGACUAACUUCAGGGAUGUAUUACAAGGGCAAACCUUGAUAAGCAACACUGAGGAAUAUCCUGAUAUUUUUAUACUCUUUAAAGGCAAGCUCAAGUUCAGCAAAUAUUCCUUAGAAGAAAUAGAGAAGGAACAAGAAGAAAAAUAGCAAAUCUGAUAUGCUUUCUAACAUUGAAAAUUUCAAAGAAGUCCAACCUAUUUCAACAUUUGGCUCUGUUGAUGUCCUAACCAGUAAAGAUAAACACAAAUGGGUUCCCAAACAUGUCUAUGCUCUGGAAGAUAGCUCUGUGAUCACCUUUAGGUACAAAGACCUUAAAGAGAAGAUAGGAGAUGAGUAUUGUAGAAUAAGAAGGGCAGAAGACUCUGAUUUCUUAAGGAAAUAAUGUCCCUGGACUUGACAGUAUGAUUUCAUCCAAAAGAGAAAAGAUUAUUAGACUGUUCAGCAGAAAGGAAUAUCCCCUGCCUAAAAUGUACAUCGCAAGAGAAGGCGACUACAACACUCCUAAAUCUAAAAUAAGUAUAAUCAAAGAAGGGGAAUGUAAAAUAUUUUCCAAUAAAACACCUGCUAUUUUGAAUGAAAAAUCUAAGAAGAGAAAGAGGAGGAAGAAGCUUUAUGUGCCUGUGAACAAUGGUUACUUUUCAAAUACAACCAAUUCAUUGCAGAUAAGCAUUGUGAGUGAAGACUAUAUUAUCGGAGAUGAAGUGCUAGUCCUAGAUCAAGAUUCCACUUAUCCAUUCUCGGUCAUUACGAAUAGCAAAGUCAUUGUUUACGAAAUUACAGUUGAAAAUUUAUUAAAUCAUCUUCCUAAAGAUAUUAUUCAUGAUCUCAAAAAGGGUUGAAAAUAGAAAACUGAAGUUCUUGGAUGCGAGAGUUAAGAAUAUUUGCAAAAGUGUCAGUGAAAUAUCUAAAUGGGACAAUGUAUAUCAAGAAUCUAUUGAUAGAAUAACCGAAGUAUCUAAAAUCUUUAGUGCAAACAAGCCAGCCAUGAUAAAUAUUAAGAAUCUCCCGAUUACCUCAAAUAUAACAACUAGUACGAUUUCAAGAAAAAUGGCAAAGUCUAACUCUCAGCCUUUCCUCUUAUCCAACAAAAUUAUGGAAAUUCCCCCUGAUUUAGAAGAAAAGAAAGUACCUGAUCCCAGUUCCAAGCUAGCCUCUCCCAAGAAAAUAGGUUACACUUUGAGAUCAAGAGCUUCAGAGGCAAUGAUUUCCAAAAAGGAUAGCUCUUAUUCAUCUGAUUUGAAACUCAAGAGUUAUAGUGUAAUAUCCCAAAAGAAUACAUCGCUGCAGAGUAGAGUAAUUUCAUCGAUCCCUGAUACUACAAGAAUUUCUAAUUUGAAUAUGUUAUCAACCCCACACCAGAAAUUGCUUCCUCCAAAAGCAACACGGAUUGGAGUCUCUAGGUUAGGAAUUUACGGAAGAAAUUCCAUUCUCGAGAAUAGCAUGAAAGAAGUCUAUUCAGGAAGUAAGACCCAGAGAAAACUAGGUGAAAUGUAAAAGUAAUAUAC
This is a messenger RNA of Moneuplotes crassus, 1727 nucleotides long. NCBI's taxonomy places the organism in Eukaryota, Ciliophora, Spirotrichea, Euplotida, Euplotidae. The record is from the annotation of a GenBank genome assembly.